Messenger RNA from Sarcophilus harrisii (Tasmanian devil), 2853 nucleotides. RefSeq names its product acyl-CoA synthetase medium chain family member 5 (gene ACSM5). The transcript is spliced from 14 exons. The record is from RefSeq and is a predicted model, not a curated record. Gene Ontology annotation, molecular function: fatty-acyl-CoA synthase activity; fatty acid ligase activity. Gene Ontology annotation, cellular component: mitochondrial matrix. Gene Ontology annotation, biological process: acyl-CoA metabolic process; fatty acid biosynthetic process. Lineage: Eukaryota; Metazoa; Chordata; Mammalia; Dasyuromorphia; Dasyuridae. Bases 68 to 1891 code for a protein of 607 amino acids.
AGUCAUGUUGGGGAGUUUAAAUGGACACAAGCACUGGGGACUCUUCCUAGUUUGAGUCAAAAUAAGGAUGCCUUCUAUAUUUCACAGGCUGAGAGGUAUGAAGAGCCCACAUUUCCCCUACUACCUGUCAAGACAAGUCUGUGGGACCAUGAGACUGAAGUUAAUUCAUCUAUUCCUUCAGCCACUGUGGGGCUCCCAAACCCUCUCUAGGCCAUUUCGCUAUAUAAGCACAAGACUGCUUAGCCCUCAGAAGACAUUUGCUGACUUUGAAGCCAUUCACCAAGGAAAACAGGCAAUACCAGAGUAUUUUAAUUUUGCCAGUGAUGUGCUCGACAUGUGGAGUCAGAUGGAGAAGGCUGGAAAAAAGUCCCCAAAUCCUGCUUUCUGGUGGGUCAGUGGUCAGGGAGAGGAGGUAAAAUGGAAUUAUGAAGAGCUGGGAAUCCAAUCCAAGAAGGCAGCCAAUGUUUUGUCCAGAGUAUGCAACCUGCGGCCAGGGGAUCGAUUGCUAGUGAUUCUCCCCAGGAUCCCUGAAUGGUGGUUGGUUUCUGUGGCUUGUAUGAGAACAGGGGUUGUCAUCAUCCCUGGAAUCUCUCAGCUAACUAUAAGGGAUAUCCAGUACCGAUUGCAGGCAUCUGGUGCCAAAGCUAUUAUUACCAAUGACUCUUUAGCACCUCAUGUGGACACCAUUAGCGCUGACUGCCCUUCUUUGAGGACAAAAGUGCUUGUCUCUAGUAGUAGCCGGCUUGGCUGGCUGAACUUCAGAGAAUUAUGCCGAGUGGCACCUGAAGAACACAACUGUGUGAAGACUAGAAGUCAAGACCCAUUAGUUAUCUACUUCACCAGUGGCACCACAAGUUCACCCAAGAUGCUGGAACACACCCAAGUCAGCUAUGGAUUGGGCUUUGCCACUUGUGCAAGGAAGUGGACAGACUUAUCAGAUUCCGAUAUCUUCUGGAACACAUCUGACACAGGCUGGGUCAAAGCUGCCUGGACCUUCUACUCUACUUGGAUAAGAGGAGCCUGCCUUUUCAUUCACCAACUGCCAAAGGCUGACAUCAAUGUUAUCCUAAAUACUCUCUGCCAAAUGCCAAUCACUACCUUCUGUUGUGUUCCAACCAUGUUCCAGAUACUUGUACAGCAUGACUUGACCAGGUACAAAUUUAAGAGCCUCAGGCACUGUGUAACAGGAGGAGAGACCCUCAAUCCUGAUGUGAGAAAAAAAUGGAAGAGUCAGACAGGUCUGGAGUUGCAUGAAGGCUAUGGCCAAUCUGAAACGGCUUUAAUCUGUGCCAAUCAAAAAGGCAUGAAAAUCAAGUCAGGUUCCAUGGGGAAAGCUUUUCCACCUUAUGAUGUCCAGAUUGUAGAUGAUGAAGGCAACAUCCUUCCUCCAGGAAAAGAGGGUAACAUUGGCAUCAGGAUCAAACCAAAGCCACCUCUCUGUUUGUUCACAGGCUACGUGGACAAUGCUGAGAAAACAGCCUCUUGCAAACGGGGGGACUUUUACAUUACUGGCGACUGUGCCCAUAUGGAUGAAGAUGGUUACUUCUGGUUUAAGGGAAGAGCUGAUGAUGUGAUCAAUUCUGCAAGUUACCGAAUUGGACCCUUUGAAGUAGAAAGUGCCCUGUCAGAACAUCCUGCUGUUGUUGAGUCAGCUGUAGUCAGCAGUCCAGACCCCAUCAGGGGAGAGGUGGUAAAAGCUUUCAUAGUUUUGAAUCCAGAUUUUAUCAACCAAGAUCCAGGGGAGUUGACUCGGGAUCUGCAAGAACAUGUCAAAAGGUUAACAGCACCGUAUAAGUACCCCAGGAAGGUGGAAUUUGUCCAAGAGCUGCCAAAGACAGUCAGUGGGAAGAUUCAAAGGAGCAAAUUACGAAAGAAAGAGUGGAAAAAUUAAUGUGGAAUAGAAGGCAUUCUUAUUGGACUUUCAGCAUUCCUUGGAGUGGCUUUGAGUUGAUCUUCCCCUUGCCUUUACAGGAAGAAUGUUUCAGUGAUCUAUUGAAUGAAAAGCCUGCUCUGGAUCAUAAUUCAAGGAAUCAUCUUAGGAAUGUACCCUCUGAAUAUCCUGAGUGUGCAUUGAGCUAAUAUCCAAAAUAGGCAGCUAGUAACAAUAAUAGUUCACAUUUAUAUCAUGCUCUGCUCUAGAUUUUAUAAAUUGGUUUAGUCACAAUAACCCUCUAAUACAUGCAAUAUAAAUUAUUCACAUUCUCAUAUUAUAGAAAAUGAAAUGGGUUCUAAGAACUGGUCAGAAAUGUAGGGUACAGUACCUUGGAGCAAAUUCAACUGAUAAAAGUGGGGAAAUAGCUGGAGAUGGGGACAGUGCAUGAAUUGAUAACCAAGAUAACAAGUCCAAAUAUGAGAAUAGUCACAAGAGAGGAGGCUGCACCUUUCAAAAGUUCAAGUUAGUCCAGUUGAAAAUAGUGAAGAAACCCACUAGUAGAAGAGAACCAAGACAAUGGAAGUGGGAAAUUCAAAGUAUCUGCAUCAUGGGAUAUGAUGGGACCAGUAGAGGACUUUGAGUCAUGGUUCAAGUAUAGCUGUCACUAUGAGAAAAAAUAUCCUUCAUCCUCCUUUACAAAAAAAAAGCACAGAUAUGUCAGUGCCCUAAGGAAAAGUGGUGUCAACUGGAUUCAAAGCUACGUUCAGUUCCAGUUCAAUGUUCUUUAAUAAGAAUAACACAGGUCAAAGAUCAUAACUUUAAAACUGGAAGAGACCUCAGAGUUCAUCUAAUCUAAUCACUUUAUUUUACAGUUGAGGAAAAAAAUCAGGGAAGUUGUGUUUUAUGGGUGAGAGAAGUUCCCUUAUGAAUAAAUAAAACAAUGAUUGAGGUUUAUGGUAAAAUUUUGUGAUCUUUUGAUU